ACCCGGUGGUAUUCCAGGCUGUUGUGUGAGCUCGCUCUUCUCCCCCCUCUCUCGCUCCGCUGGGAAAGAAGAAAAUAAACCUCUUGCUGCUAACCAAGCUAGUUAUGGAACCAAACCUUUAAACACUCAUUUUGCCACCAGUGACUGGCCGGGAGGUGCUCUCUCUCCCUGGGAGAAAGGCACAUGAACAGUUCGGGUUUCGGACCGUCUCUUCUUCUGUAAAAGUCAAGUUGAAGACGGCAGGAGAGGAUUUCAUUAGCGAGCCUAUCUGCGAGCUAACUGGGCUAACCGGAGCUGAGCAGGGGAGCACUGGAUGAACUUCGCCUGGACUGACUGCUGCGACUGGGAUAAUAGCUGGCUGUCUGGCUGCAAGCUUUCUUUUCUGGCUGGUUCCUUCACAUGGGAGUCUGAUGUUACUUAAUGGACUCUAUCGCCUCGGAGCUUGAAGGCGAUACCUGUGUGCAAAUGUUGUUUUGGGGGGCUUACGCCAUCACGUUAUUGAUUUGGAAGCCCACUGGCAAGCUAACAGGAUAUUAGCCACCUCUCUCACUCCGCUUUGUGGUUGCAGGCCACGGACAGAAAAGCAUUCAUCACUGACUGAGUGAUGGGAAGGCUGGCUUGAUGGCAGCUAAUUAUUUAUUGGGAAGCAAUAAUUGGAUACGACUAAACAGACAAAGGGAGCGUUUGAUUUGAUUUGAUUUUGUCCUCAAGUAAUUCAACCCCCCGUUUUUUUUUACAUUUGAAAAUGUGUCGGAGUGUUGGAGCUUUUUCGAAGUUGGGAUAGAAGAGACGCACAAGAGAACAGCGGGAUUACAACUCCACUGUUGACAAAAGUCCUCCAGAAAAGAGUUUAAACAGAGGUGAAAGACCAUGUCUGCCGCAAAAGAAAACUCCUGUAGGAAAUUCCAGGCUAACUUCUUCAAUAAAAGUAAAUGUCAGAACUGCUUCAAGCCAAGGGAGCUGCAUCUCCUGACGGAUCAGGAUUUGACCCAGGCUAAACCUAUUUAUGGCGGAUGGCUGUGCUUGGCCCCUGAGGGAACUGACUUUGACAAUCCUAUGCAGAGAUCCCGGAAAUGGCAACGGAGAUUCUUUGUGCUGUACGAACAUGGCUGUCUACGCUUUGCCUUGGACGAAUCGCCAAGCACGCUGCCUCAGGGCACGGUGAACAUGAACCUCUGUACGGACGUCAUAGACGCCGAGCCCAAGACGGGCCAGAAGAACUCCUUAUGCAUCAUCACCCCAGAGCAGGAGUACUUCAUCAGAGGAGAGAAUAAAGAGAUCAUUAACGGGUGGAGCGAACAGCUGGUGGUGUAUCCCCGAACCAACAAGCAGAACCAGAAGAAGAAACGCAAAGUGGAGCCUACAACCUCCCAGGAGCCAGGUCCAGCCAAGGUAGCAGUGACCGGCUCUGGUAUCCCCGAGGCGGAGAAGGUUCCAGACUCCAGCUCCAUCAUCUGGCAGGAGGAGCUGAACCAGAGAGAAGCUGAGGGGGCUGCAGUCUGGACCGCUGCAGAGCUGCCCCCAGGAUCACCGCUGCCACCCACAGGAGACUGUGCGUCUGUGGGCCAGGGUUCUGACGCGGGCUCAGUGAACGGCGAUGAGGUGGACCGCAGCAGCCUGCCGCUGCACGGCUCCGUGCCCCAGCCCCCCAGUGACCUGCUCUCCCCGACGGGCUCCUGCUCCAGCCUGGGGGGAGUCCCUCGCUGCCUCUCCCCAGCCCCCAGCGACCCCUUCCCCUCGGGCAGCUCCCUGCUCUCCAACGGCUCUCACAUCAGCGGCUCAGUCAGCUCUCUGGACUCGGACGCCAGCGGCAGCACAGUGACCAGCACCGACAGCCACCCGGCCACCCACAGGGGCAGCCACGGGUACAGCCACCACGACACGCCGAGAUCCCGACGGCUGGAGGCCGAGGCCAGAAAGGCGGAGAAGAGGAGCCGGUUCAGGAGCCCUGACAGGCAGGAGAGGGAGGCCGUCCUCAGCCCAGAGAGGAGUCGCUCCGGUGUAAUUGAGAAGUUGGAGGCCUUGGAGCUGGAGAAUCCGGAGAAAAUGGAGGUGGAGGAGUCGGGGAGGAGCGGAGCCAGACAAGGCAGAAGCGAGCACAGACGUUUCCACAGAGAGGAGCAGAGGCAUGACGUGGGUCAGGGUCUGGAUUUCCCCUCCACCCUGCCGCCUCUGAGGAGAGCCAAGUCCCUGGACCGAAGAACCACUGAGUCAGUCAUGACACCGGAUUUACUGAACUUCAAGAAAGGUUGGAUGGUGAAGCUGGAUGAGCAAGGCCAGUGGAAGAAAUACUGGUUUGUGUUGACGGAUCACAGCCUGCGAUACUACAAGGAUUCAAUAGCAGAAGAGGCCUCUGACCUGGAUGGUGAGAUUGACUUGUGUACGUGCUACAAUGUCACUGAAUACCAGGCUCAACGCAACUAUGGGUUCCAAAUACACACCCAGGAGGGAGUCCACACUCUGUCGGCUAUGACAGCAGGUAUUAGGCGGAACUGGAUCCAGGCAGUCAUGAAGAACGUCCGACCCUCCACUGCUCCUGAUGUGGCAAGUUCAACAGAGGAUCACGGUUCCUUCUCUCCUCUGGAGGGUCUGGUCAGGCCAGACGUAACCCAAGACUCUCCCUCCUCUGAAGCCUCGUCUGUGGAGAGAGAAUCCAUGCAGGGGGUCAUAAAGAGCCGGGCGCGUGAGCGUAGACGAGAAGGCCGCUCGAAGACCUUUGACUGGGCCGAGUUCAGACCCAUCGCUCAGGCUCUGGCUCAGCAGCGAGCGCAGGAAGCCGAGAGCCUCCAGGCAGACCUGGGAGAGCUGGAGCGCAGUCGGAGAAGGGAGGAGAGGCGGAAGAGGUAUGAGUCUGUGACAUCGGUGGAACAAACAUCUGUUAAAGAAGGAGGGAGAACAGACUUUGAGAGUGGAGAGGGAGUCGGACACACAGGGCCUGAGUUAUUAGCCCCUUCAUCUGUGGAAAGGCAGCAGAGGGUGGAGGAGGUAAUUGAACAACACUGGCGACAGGUGGAGAAGACACCGGCACGGGAGGAGAGGAGGGUGCCUCUGCCUUCUACACUACAAUCCAGAGACACUGCAGAGCUGGAGCAGCUGUUGGACAAUUACAAGCAAGGGAUAGAAGACCUGAAGUCACAGUUGGAGAGCUGUCACCAGCAGCUUCUUGACUCCAACAAGCACAAGCAGGAGCUGGAGCUCCAGCUGAGAACAGCUCUGGAAAGAGAGCAAGACAUCCGGACGGGUUACAUCUCUCCGCUGGAGCACCCUUUGGGUCUGGAGGCUGAUGUGACGCCCCAGACGAAGAGGCCAGAACUGGCCACCUGUGAGAGGGGCUUUGCUGCCAUGGAGGAGUCCCAUCAGAAGGUGAUAGAUGAGCUGCAGAGGAAACACCAGAGAGAGCUGGAGAACCUGCAGGAGGAGAAAGAAAGACUGCUGGCAGAGGAGACAGCAGCCACCAUUGCUGCAAUUGAAGCGAUGAAAAACGCCCACCGGUCAGAGCUGGAGAAGGAGCUGGACAAGGCUCGCAAAGCCAACAGCAACGCAGAGAACGCAGACAUGGAGGAGAUCCGCAGACAGCAUGAGGAGGAGCUGUGUUCGUUCCAGCGGGAGAUCGAGGUGUUGUCGGAGCAGUAUUCCCAGAAGUGCCUGGAAAACGCCCACCUGGCUCAGGCGCUGGAGGCCGAGAGGCAGGCCCUCAGGCAGUGUCAGAGAGAGAACCAGGAGCUGAACGCACACAACCAGGAGCUAAACAACCGUCUAGCAGCAGAGAUCACUAAGAUGCGCUCUAUGGCAUCUGAGGAUGGAGUAGGAGACACAAACACUACAAUACAGGGAAAAGAGCUCUAUGAGUUGGAGGUGAUGCUGAGGGUAAAAGAGUCUGAGGUCCAGUACCUGAAGCAGGAAAUCAAUUCCUUAAAAGAUGAACUCCAAGCUGCCCAAAGAGACAAGAAAUAUGCAACAGAUAAGUACAAGGACAUCUACACCGAGCUGAGCAUCGUCAGGGCCAAAGCAGAGCGGGAUCUGGGCCGGCUCAGAGACCAGCUGCAGCUGGCUCACGAGGCUCUCGGGGAGCCGUCGCUGGAGGAGGUGGAGAGAGGAGGAUACGAUAUCAUGAAGUCCAAAAGCAACCCUGACAUCCUCAAGAUGGCAGCUGCUGCAGCCAAACGCUCAGAGCGCACCAUGAGAUCAAAGAGUCUAAAGGAAGGGCUGACGGCUGAGCAGAGACUCCACCUGUUUGAAAAUAAAGACACUAAGGAGUUCUGACAGUGACGCAUCGUGUCUACCUACCUUGCUGCAUGUUUAGAAGCCCACUAUAUUUUAGCUCUGUAAUGACUUAUUUAGUAACACUACACACUGGUCACAAAACACAGAUCAUAUAUUAUUAAAAGAAACAUGGUAUGAAGUUUGAAUUUCAUGUCUAGAGUUUGCAUUCCAUGCACUUCAGUUAACUGUGACAUUUUUUGUAUUGUUUAUUUUUUGCUGCCAUGUCUUACUGUAAAUACUGUUUUUAAUUGAGCAUCUGUCCUGCAUACACUAAAACUAUGACUGUGUAAGCUACUGUUUUAACUCCCUAGACUGUUGCUAGCCAAAAGGCAUAAAUGUGAUGUUUAACGGCUAAACACAGCUACAUUUUGAUGAGUGAGUAAUACUUGCAUAACGAAACCAUAGGAACAAGUCUGGCGUUCAGGUCUGCACGUUAAAACGCUCCACCCCUCCUUUAUCAUUCCAGCACAGAUGGAAGUGUUGCUCAGUAAACAAGCUAUGGAACAAAAAAAAAAGUGCUCGUCUGCAUUAUCAAAACAAGUAUCUACCAUGUUGCUUCAUCGCCUGACUUUAAAUUAACAUCAUAGAUGUUCUCUGCAAUCCUUCGAUCAACCUGAGAUAGAUGAAAAGGCGACAGCUGAAUGCAUAUGGAUUGGAUUCUUUGACUAUAAUUUAAAUAUAUAUAUAUAUGAAAAUUUAUAUAGAGUUUUUUUUUUUCUCUCACUGCAAUCAUUGGUCCAGCUGUAUAGGAGUUGUUGGAGUUGGUUAUGUUUGUAGUCUUGUUCAGUGGCAGUCCCUUUGUAUUUAUUUAAAUGGUUGGGAUUUUUCUUUCACAUUCCCAUUCCUCUGUACUCUAUUAUUGUAAAUAUAAAGCAAAUAUACACCAACUGACUACAGGUUUAUUAGCAAUAAAUAUUUUUGCACCCUUUGUGA
This is a messenger RNA of Thunnus maccoyii (southern bluefin tuna), 5196 nucleotides long. RefSeq names its product myosin phosphatase Rho interacting protein (gene mpripb). Gene Ontology annotation, biological process: actin filament organization. The transcript has 24 exons. The coding region runs from base 871 to 4263 and encodes 1130 amino acids. NCBI's taxonomy places the organism in Eukaryota, Metazoa, Chordata, Actinopteri, Scombriformes, Scombridae. Gene Ontology annotation, cellular component: actin cytoskeleton. Gene Ontology annotation, molecular function: actin filament binding. The record is from RefSeq and is a predicted model, not a curated record.